AAUGCCAUCAAACUAUCUACGAGCCAUCAAAUUGCAACAGUCUGGGAACUAUUCGACAACGAUGAAUCGUUAAGAGUGGGCAUUAUCACAGGCAGCGGUAGAGCGUUCUGCGUCGGAGCAGACCUGGACGGUGAGAUGUGAACCACGACGAGGCCGAUGCUGAGUUUCCUGACAAGCCGGAUCUAGAAUGGAACACCAUGAACAAAGCUGGCACCACCAACUCCAUGCGAGCACCAGGUCUCGCGGGCCUCCCCCGCCGCUCCGGCAAGAAGCCCAUCAUCGCCGCCGUCAACGGAAUCACCAUGGGUGGCGGUUUCGAGAUGGUUGCCAAUUGUGACAUCGUCGUUGCAAGCGAACACGCCAUCUUCGCUUUGCCCGAAGCGAAACGUGGAAUCGUGGCAGUCGCAGGCUCCAUCCCACGACUUACCAGGACUCUAGGGCUGCAACGCACCAUGGACCUCGUGCUCUCGGGACGCAGUGUCCCUGCCUCCACAUUGGAAAGCUGGGGUCUGAUCACGCGGGUGGUUCCCAGCUCCGAGAGCGUCGUGGCCGCCGCGAUCCAGGUGGCAAGGGAAAUGUGCGCUGUCAGCCCGGACGCUUUGAUAGUCGGUCGUCUCGCUGUCCGGCUGAGCUGGGAACGAGGCAGCGUGGAAGACUCAGUGGACGAGGUCGCGAAACUUUGGUAUCCCCGUCUGAUGGCCGGACCCAAUUUCGCGGAGGGCAUUCGCGCGUUCGUCGAGAAGCGUCAGCCCAAGUGGAUCGAUUCUAAGCUUUGACACCACACUAUCCCGAAUGUCAUGUCUUAGUUUGUCAGAGUGAUUCAUAGCCUGAAGGGACCCUGCAUCUUCGAAGCGAGAAACUUGUAGCAUGCGAAGCUGGCCCACGUACACACACUAUACUAUCCUAUCGUGGUCGUUUUCGGG
Molecule: messenger RNA, 923 nt
Organism: Dissoconium aciculare CBS 342.82
Lineage: Eukaryota; Fungi; Ascomycota; Dothideomycetes; Mycosphaerellales; Dissoconiaceae
Product: ClpP/crotonase
Exons: 1
Coding region: 198-776 (192 amino acids)
Biological process (GO): fatty acid beta-oxidation
Cellular component (GO): mitochondrion
Molecular function (GO): enoyl-CoA hydratase activity
Source: RefSeq, a predicted model, not a curated record